AUUCCAAUUCAUAAGGCCAACCUUAACCUACAUCACCCAAGAUUUCAGCCCAAAAUCCUUUUCCGGGCUUCACCCAAAACUUUAUCACCGAUCCAACAGCGAGAUCUAAAACAUCAACAAAUUUAACCCAAUUUUCAAUUAUCUAUUCCUCGGCAAUCUGCAGCUACUCUCCGGCGAUCGUUUCAAUCCUCCACCAUGGCCACCACCAGCACCGCCGCGGACUCCGCCACUGAUCCAUCAACUCCAGAUCCUCAAACCCCCAUCACCCCACCCCAAAACCUCGUCGACCCACUAAAUAACCCAUACAACUCCCUCAAUUCCCUCUGCCACGACCUCACAUCUCUCCAAGACCUCGCUUGCCGGGGUUCCUGGCGGACCAUCAUCGACAAAAUAGCCCGAGCCCGGUCUCUUUCCCUCCUCACAAAGCCCCACGAGCACCUCAUCUACCUCACCUUCAACCUCCUCAGCCUCGUCAAACUACGCCGUUUCACCGACGCCAAUAACGAGCUCCAGUCCGACCUGGAGGACGACGAAAACGAUGGCGAUCACCCUCUCAAUAGCCCACAAUACCAGUACGAAACUUACCCCCACCAUUACCCGAAUCAACAGGGUUCUAUGGUACCCUUUGCUCUUCGUUGGCUUCACGCCCAUUUGCCAUCCACCAUUGGGCAUAAACAGCAGUCCCUUGAUCGGUUUUAUACCCUCCUUGACUUCGUUCGCGAGAAAAGGCGUAGCGCGGAUGGAAAUUCGGGCGAUUUGUGGCGAAAAAGGGAGGUUUUUGUGGUGAAUACUAUAGUUAGUUAUCAUUUGAGUGGUAAAGAGUUUAAGGUUUGUGUGGAUUUGAUGAGGGGUUUGGCUAAUGAGAAGGGAUUUGAGGUUGAUGCAGUUAUGUUGUCGAAGUUGGGUUAUGUGCAAAUGCAAUAUGGGGAUUUGGAGGGGGCGAAGAGGACGUUUGGGGAAGUGGAGAAGAUGGUGGGGAGUGGAGAAGAUGAUGUAGGAUUGAGGAACUUGGUUAGUAGGAAUAAGGCAUUGAUGUAUCUAGUUGGGAAGGAUUAUGUUUCCGCCGUCAGGGAGUAUGAGGUGUGUAUAGAGAGGGAUGGAUUGGAUGCUGUAGCGAUUAACAAUAAGGCUCUUUGUUUGAUGUAUUUGAGGGAUUUGUCUGAUUCGAUUAAGGUUCUGGAGAAUGCAUUGGAGAGGGUGCCUACCGUGGCAUUGAACGAGACACUUGUGGUGAAUUUGUGUAGUAUGUAUGAGUUGGCUUAUGUUAAUCAUGCUGACAUUAAGAAGACACUUAGUAAUUGGAUUGCUAGGGUUGCACCAGAUGACUUUGAUUCAUCAUGUACUAGGACUUGAGGUAGAUUUUUUAUGGUCAAGUCUUUGACUUUGAACAUUCGAGAUGAAAUAGAUAUUCAAUUUGUUUUUUGUUGUUGUUGAGUAGCUGACUUUCAAUAGAUUUGAAACCACAUUUUGUUGCUUUACUUUGUUUACAAGAGUUCUUUUAGUUCUUAGAUAGCCAGUCAAGCUUGUGAUCCUGUGAUGUUUCUCAAUUUUCUUCUGUAAUCCUCAUUUUUAAAUGGUAGUUCAUUCCAAGAUUUGUAACUACUGUAAGUUUACUCAAUUGAAUUCGGUUAAUAAUGGCUCAUCUUCUAAUGCAAAAAUGACUUCCUUUUUUGUA
Messenger RNA from Coffea arabica (coffee), 1675 nucleotides. RefSeq lists its product as uncharacterized. NCBI's taxonomy places the organism in Eukaryota, Viridiplantae, Streptophyta, Magnoliopsida, Gentianales, Rubiaceae. Gene Ontology annotation, molecular function: protein binding. The record is from RefSeq and is a predicted model, not a curated record.